Messenger RNA from Lodderomyces beijingensis, 1911 nucleotides. The record is from the annotation of a GenBank genome assembly. NCBI's taxonomy places the organism in Eukaryota, Fungi, Ascomycota, Pichiomycetes, Serinales, Debaryomycetaceae.
AUGUUGCCAUGGAGCCUACAGGAUGAUUUCGAAUUGGAAAAGGCUAAACCGGUCUUGGAUUUUCUUAAACAUCUCGCAACAAGAGCCGACCUUUUGUUGGAGCAACAGAGCAACCACACCAGCUACAACCAUUUUCUCAGAAAUAUGGUUUGGGUCUAUUACCAUCUAAACGACAUUGACAAACUUGCCCAUUGCGUUUCACUUUUACGAAACCACUUGGACGAGCAAACAAUUGCAUACCAUCUUAAUGCCCUCAUGACAAAUUACGAAUUUGAAGCUUUCAAAGCAGAGUUCAAGAACAUCAUCAUCAACAACAAUAUCAAGUUUUCUGCAAACUUGUUUGACUUUAUCGUCACGCAGCUAAUCUCCAGUGACUGUUUGUUUGAGAUUUUAUUCCACUGCUAUCAAGUUUGGGAUAUAGCUCCCAAAUGCGAGCGUCCAACCCCCGAGCUGAUGUGCAAGAUCUUGCACGAGAUGUACAAGUAUGGUACGUACCCGGAAGUGCAAACUUUUGAGAGUCUUGUGAUCAAGCAUUAUGGCGCGCAUUUUUCAGUGCAAAGUGAAGUUUUCCAAAACGAAAUCAAGAUACGAGAAUACAUUUCAUUAAAGAAGAACUUGAGUGACGCAGAUUACGACGUUAUUGAAAGGAUCAUGCCCGAUGACAACCAGGAAGUGGAAGCAUUUUGCCUUCUGUGGGUCAAGUUUAUGGCUCUUUAUUCCGACUUGGAGAAUGUCAAGUAUAUCAUUCAAUUGUACCACGAUAAAACCGGUGAGUCGAUCCCUCCCGGGUUCUUUAAGCUGCUAGUGAAAUAUUACAGAGGUAAUAAUCAAUUUCACCAGCUUUUGAAGCUUUUCAAAGAAAGCACCAAAACCAUUCCUUACAACGAGGAGUAUUUGAAGUCCUUAGCUGGAGCUUUCAUCGAUUGCUACUCUAGAUUUGCACCGGAGUUUGUCUCGCAGUUGAACCAAUGGUUGGGCAAGCCCAAUUUUUUCAAGUUGCAAAAGCUAGAGUCUCAGUUUACGCCGUUUCAUUUAGCAGAACCUAUAAACUUGAGAAAAUAUAGAGGGUUUGGAGAUUUGCGACGACCUCGCAACUCGAGAUCUUAUGAUAAUGAUUUUGGUGGUGUCUCCGGUAGUAUCCGGCCACGACUGCAAGCGCAAGUGCAAGUGCAAGCAAACCUCGCAAAAGCCGAGGUCAGAUUCCGCAUCGAGGAGGGUUUCCCCGCAUUGAUUGAACGCGGCAUCAGACCAGACGUGAAAGUCGUAUAUGAAACUUUCCGCGCCGGUGGAUUGGAAGAUGCGAUAUUGAUCAAAAACUUGCUUCAGCGAACCAGACAAUAUAACUGGAAAGUUGAAAAGCUAUUUGAGCUUCGAACGUUGCAGCACCAUUCUUUAACGAAAGAGAUUGCAUUGAGGUACUUCCGUGAAAACAAGGAUCAGCUCAACGAUAGCCACAAGUUUAUAUUCAUUCGGAUCUUGAUCAAUUUCGACUUGUUUGAAGAAGCGCAGUAUCUACUUGACGGUCUUGACACCUACUAUAUGAAUGACAAGAACAAAGCCUUUCAAUUGAAUCUCCAGUUGAGGAUGUACUUGGCCCAGAAUGAAUUUCAGGAAAUGAUUCGGGUAAUCAAACAAUUUCCCCUCGAGCUGGCUUAUUUGUACCCGUCCAUGGUGAAUAACUGCAUCCAUGUUGAAAGCGCAUUGAUUCGCAAGUUGAGAAAGAAAAACGGAGACGGCUUGGUGUCAGAUAAGGAAAAGCUUGAAGUCGGACAGCUAUGCUUGCUGACUUUACGAGAUUUCACGGCAAGAGCUGAGCUGGUGAUAUUGGAGGAUGAUGGGAAGAUACCAGAGUUGAUUGCAAGCACUUUUGAAACUUUGGACGAGUGGCGUAACCACUCCCACCAGAUCUGA